GUUCCCCGCUUAUGUGAAUUAUUACUUAGAUACAUGACUCUUAGCCUGCAUCCUAAGCACGCACCAUGCCCCACUACUGGCGAGCUAAGUAGGACACGGUGGAGGUCUUGCUAUCCUCUAUGGAAGAUAUUCAUAUCCGUAUGUAUAACUAGGCUCCGUCCAAUCAACGACUCCUGGGCACUUGUUUUUUUACUAACUAUCAAUUUCAAAUCGAGCCGCAGAGAGUACGUUGAGAAAGUAACCGCCGAACUCGGACCUCAUUCCUAGUCCCCAGAUCUAGAUAUAAGACAGCGAGUGGUCUGUUGGAAAUGCUUUUGUUUUCUCAUAAUGGUCUUCAAUCUGGUCAUAACAGAUAACAAUGGCGAGUCUCAAUCUGGUUGAAGCGUCCAUCGAAGAAAUUCAGGCUGCCUUGUCCUCAGGCGCAUUGACAAGCGUUGAACUGGUCGCUCGGUAUCUUUGCCGAAUCGCUCGCUAUGAUUGCCGUGGUUAUGCGUUGAAUUCAAUCCCUAUUCUGAACAACGAUGUUUUUGGAGAAGCUGCUGAAUCUGACGAUCGUCGAGCGGCGGGACUGGUAACGCGUCGGCUUGAGGGCAUCCCGUAUACUGUCAAAGACAGUUAUAAAGUCAAAGGGAUGACGGUUGCUAGCGGAUCCCCAGCCUUCAAAGAUCUCAUUGCCAACGAAGACGCGUUCACCGUCGCUACUAUCCGGGCUGAAGGUGGCAUCUUGCUUGGACGUACUAACAUGCCACCAAUGGCCUAUGGUGGAAUGCAGCGAGGCGUGUACGGACGCGCGGAAAGUCCUUACAAUCCUAAUUUUCUGGCGGCAGCUUGGGCGUCAGGCUCGUCAAAUGGCUCCGCAGUUUCUACGGCUGCCUCCUUUGCUGCAUUUGGUAUGGGCGAGGAAACAGUAUCGUCUGGGCGAUCGCCAGCCUCGAACAACGCCUUGGUCGCUUACACUCCGUCCAGAGGCUGGAUUUCGAUCCGUGGUAACUGGCCACUAUACCCUACCUGCGAUGUCGUGGUUCCUCAUACAAGAACUAUGGACGACAUGCUCACGCUGCUUGAGGUCAUCACAGCUAAGGACCCUAUUUCACAAGGCGAUUUCUGGCGGGACCAACCAUUUACAAAGCUCACUGAGCCGUGGGGUGGCUCCGCAGGUUCGAAGUCCUUUCGAGACAUCGCCACCUUCACAUCGCUCGCCGGUCUGCGGAUCGCGGUACCGAACAUGUAUAUUGGCGGUCCUGUGCCACAAGGUGCCACACCCGUGUUCACAAACGACGCCGUUAAACGGCUCUGGGACAAUUCAAGGAAGCAACUUGAGGAACUAGGCGCAGAAAUAGUUAUUGUGCCCGACUUUCCUGUCGUGACAGCGUACGAAAACCCAAGCCUCUUACCCGAAGGAUCGAGUCGCCUUCCGGAAGAUUGGCCGUGGUACGAAAGAGGUCCGCUAGUAGCUCACGGCUGGGACACGUUCCUGCGCGUCAACGCAGAUCCUCACUACCCUAGCCUCCGUUCCGUGAACGAAUUCGAGAUCUUCCCCCACUCCAUGCGAACUCAAGCCGAGCUAGAACACCUGCCAAUGUCAAACGGUAUCCAUUGGGGCAAACUUGCGGGUUACACCGAGAAGACAUCCUUCUACGACGUUGAUUCUUUGGACUCGGCUGUUGUGACUCUUGAAGAGCUGCGAAAAAUCUUGCUUGAUGAUUACCUAGAGCAACUCAACUGCCACUGUUUCGUUUUUCCGUCACAAGGGGAUGUUGCGGCAGCCGAUUCUGACGUUAACCCCAAGACGGCCGCACACGCCUGGAAGAACGGCGUUUUCUACAGCAAUGGAAACAGGGCGCUUCGUCACCUGGGAAUUCCUUCGGUGACAGUGCCAAUGGGAGUCAUCGAGGAUAAGGGAAUGCCCGUGGGUCUCACAUUCGCUGGACGUGCCUACGAAGACGAGAACCUGCUGAAAUGGGCGAACGCGUUUGAAAAGAAGACCCGACUUCGAACAGCCCCGGCGUACACACCAUCCUUACCGUCAGAUAUUAUUCAACUGGUGGAUCUGCCCCUGGGCGGCACGCGAGCGAAGCGACCGGUGCUGAGAGUCGACAAAUGCACCAGCGUGAUGAGCGAUCCUGGGUCCACACGAAUUCAAUUCGAGGGAACAUUGAGAAAGUCCACAGACGGGAAAGGCGAAGUUUGGGUGCCUCAAUUGCAAUGCACAGUAAACGGGAAAGACGUCCCUUCGGAACAGAUCGAAAUAGACGUCGUAGACGGCGUAGAUAGCAAUUCUGACAACGACUCAACCAUUUUCCGUGGCUGGGUGCUGACUCCAAAGCCACUGGAUAGGGACCAGCGGGAGAAAACUAUAUUGCCGGUCGCGCGGGACAAGACCAUGGUGGUCAUUUUGGCGAGGGCAGCUCCAGGUGGAUAUUCAUCUGGUUAUCUAAAUUUGAUUUAGACUGCAAUGGAAUGGUUCUUGACCCAUGCUAUUACUCUGAGGCAG
This is a messenger RNA of Truncatella angustata, 2494 nucleotides long. RefSeq names its product amidase signature domain-containing protein. The record is from RefSeq and is a predicted model, not a curated record. The transcript has a single exon. The coding region runs from base 359 to 2449 and encodes 696 amino acids. Lineage: Eukaryota; Fungi; Ascomycota; Sordariomycetes; Amphisphaeriales; Sporocadaceae.